This is a messenger RNA of Bombyx mandarina (wild silkworm), 969 nucleotides long. RefSeq lists its product as uncharacterized. Lineage: Eukaryota; Metazoa; Arthropoda; Insecta; Lepidoptera; Bombycidae. The record is from RefSeq and is a predicted model, not a curated record. Gene Ontology annotation, molecular function: DNA binding. Gene Ontology annotation, cellular component: nucleus; transcription regulator complex. Gene Ontology annotation, biological process: regulation of transcription by RNA polymerase II.
CGCACGGUUGCCAUGCGCAUUGUGCGUUUAGUAUCCGGCUGCCCGCCGUUGAGUCAACUUGUGUGUAUAGAGUCACAAAUGGAUUUCGAUACAGAAAAAUUUAUUACUGAAGUCCAAAGUCGACCACCAAUUUGGAACACGAAAUGCUUAGAGCAUUCUGAUAGAGUCGCAAAACAAAAAGCAUGGGAGGAAUUGGCGACAGUUUAUGGUGCCGGCUUAUCAACGGAGAAAAGGAAACAGCUUGUUUUGAAUCUUCAGAAAAAAUGGAGAAAUAUACGGGAUUCUUUCGUGAAGGCCCACAAAGCUAAAAGAACGAAACGAGGUUCGGCCGCAAAAAAGAAAGUACCGUACAUAUUCUAUGAAAAACUAUUGUUCUUAAAGGAUGCGUUAUUUGUUAACAACACGAACUUGAUAUUUAGUUCUGAAAUAAAUAGUGAGAAAGCUACGCACCAUGCUGACACACCGCAGAGUACUUCACGGGCGCAGGAGAGAAGUUGUGGAAAGAAAAGCGAUGACCUUGUUGGUGCAGAGUUCGUCGACUUAAACAGAAAUUUAGAGAACAAGAAUGUUGAAAAUGACGACGACCGUCUCUUUUUCUUGUCUCUGGUGAAAGAAUUUAAAAAAAUACCGGACCAUAUGCAAAUUCAAACGAAACUAGAUCUUUUAAAGGUCAUAAGGGACGCUCAGUUUUCUGACUGCCUAAACACAUCGUGGGAAUAUACGAGCCCUAAUAACUACUUUGGAUAUCAAAUCGAAAACAGUUCGAGAAGAAAUCCUUACACUAUACCUAUGCACUCGACAGAUGAUAUCAUAGACAGUCCGGUACAUGUCCAAUCACCUUUAUCGACCGACAGCCAAAACUCUCAGGACAGUGAACAAGAUUCUUGAACACGUAUUUAGAUAGACUUUAUUAAUUCCAUUUUGUUCUAUUGCAAAAAAUAUGUACCUUACCUUUAUAAAUAAGUAUUA